ACUCGUUGGAAUCCCAAAAUGGCCGCCACUAUGGCCGAUUUUUUCACCUACUUACGAUUUCGAGCGCACAAAUCUCUUCGUAAACAAAACCAGCGCACCUGAUCUUCUUAUUUUAAGCUUAUUACAAGUGAGCAAGAACAGAAUAAUGAAAUGCACUGUUGUUUGAAGCUUGUUUCUUGAGAUUUGUGCAUCUGAAGUUCUGAUGCACUGUUGAAGCGGGAUUUCAAGACGUUUGUCCUUAACGAAGUAAUAUUUUCCAAAUCGGUUUCGAAACACAGUUAGAGAAAUGAUUAAGGUAUCUUCCUGGUGGAAAAUGUUUUAUCAGUUUUAUAGCGCAUUUAGUUCACCACUAGACUAUCGCACUAGCUUUCAAGAGUGCAAAAACGCAAAUAAAAGUGCGCGAUUGUAUCAAAACAACUCGGUGUCUUCAGGGCACUUAUUCAGCAUAUAUCGAAGAAAUAGUGCACCGAAGACAUCAACUUGAUUUGAUGCAAUUGCGCACUUUUAUUGACGUUUUCGCACUUAUGAAGACUGAGUGCACAGUCCAGUGGUGAACUAAAUGCGGUAUACAAAAACCAUUUUUAAACGGAAUUUCGAAAAAAAAAAUGGUUUCUGGGGAACUAAUAAGCAUUUUCCACCUCAUCAGGAGCUACUUUGAUCCUUCCUCUAACUGUGGAUGGAAACCGUUCUGGAAAAUCCCGAUUUUAGUGUUACAUAAUAAAUGGAUGCUGCCUUAGUGGUAGUCAAAUUCAAACCACUACCAUGAACGCCUCAAAACUUGUACUAAUUUAUCUAUUAUCAUGGGCAUUGCCUAUUGCCUUUCUACAGGACCUAUCACCCUCACCAGACAGCGACGCCAAAUGGACACUAUACACCUCCGUACCGCCCGAUGGUGUUAAACUGGCAGUGCAGGACUGCGAGUUCGGGUUCCGCUACAAAGUGGAAAACAGAGUUACCAAGGGCAGGGUCCAAUACUAUUACUGCCGACGGAUCAAAGCAAAAGCCUCCAAGCAAUGUGAGCGACGCUUAAUGGUGUUCAUCCCGAAUGGAUCGGAUGUCAACUGCAGCAUCAACCUCCGAGGCACCCACACUUGCGGUACCGCGAAGAGCGAAGAUUUGGCCAAGAUACCACUCAGCAAAAAGGAUGUUGCUGAAAUAAACGACUUGCUACAUAGCGGUAUCCCGCUGAAGGACAUCAAAAAACACAUCCGAGCUUCUAAUCAGCAAGUGUCGAAGAACCGGGUCAACUAUGCGGUAAAGCAAGCAUCGCAGGCUUUGUACGGGUGUGGAGAGCUAUCAUUGGGUGACCUGGCAGCCUGGGCCAAGCUUCAUUCAACUACGCCACCGGGCAAUGAAACGGGGUUCGUCAUUGGCUCGGAUUUUGACGGUACGACCGGGCGCUUCAGACUGGUAUAUUCCAGCAAAAAAUUGAUGUCGCGGUUCAGUACCCUGGACGUGUUGUCGGCUGACUGCACGUUCAAAACUACUUUGCAAGGGUACCCACUGGUCGUGGUAUGUCUGGUGGACAAAAUGCGCCACGCGCACCCGGUGGCUUUUGCUUCGAUCACAAAGCAAGAAGAAGCCGACUAUUAUUUUGUGCUGGCAACCCUGCAGGAUCAGUGCAAUCGGAUGGGCAUAAGCUGCUCGGUGAAGGCGUUCAUCAGCGAUGGUGAAAUCGCCUUGAAGAAAGCAGCGCGGUCGGUCUUCGGUGAACACGUACUACUAGUAAAUUGUUAUUUCCACGUGGUACAGAACAUAAAAAAGUACCUAACGAAGGCCAAGGAAAGUGCCGACCACAAGGAACGCAUCCUCAAGGAUGUGAACCGCAUACAGGUUGCGCCCACUCCGCGGCACUUCGAUGAUGCGUGCGGGUUGUUUUGUAUGAAAUACGGUGCUCUGCCGGGCUUCGUUCAAUUUUUCGAAAAAUACAUUGAUAACGAGUACUACAAAAAUUGGUACGAAUGUGCCUUACCAGGAUACCCGGCCACCAACAAUUCCCUGGAAGCAUUGAACAGGGCGAUAAAAGACCACCAUUUAGACCGUACGAGGGAGCCGUUCGGUACCUUCAAAACAAAAAUCAUGAAAGUCGUGGAGAAGUAUGGCGCGGACGAACGGAUCAUUUACGAUAAACGGUUGUAUACGAUUGAAGAUGAACGCCGAGCCUUUAACUUCAUCCGUGCAGGGAAGCGAACGCGGAUCGUACAAGAUUGGUCCGACCGGGCAAAAUAUAUGUACUUCCCAACCGCUAACAAUACAGAGGUAACUGUACGUGAGAUCGAAGUGUUUAAUAACCCGGACCGCCGCAGCUUGGAACACUAUCUGAAGGACAUGGAGCUGAUUUACUGCAUUGGAAUAACUGACGAUCACUGGACGACGUGGAACUGCUCAUGCCGCUGGUUCAGCAAGCAUAAUUCCUGCUACCACGUGGUGGUUGCAGCGGUCACAACAAAAAAAUAUCAGCUCCGCCCGGAGGCAAACACAUCUUCGCUGACACAAAAGCGUCCCCCCGGCAGACCAAAAAAAAUGACCAAAGCCCUCAUAGUUGACUAAGGGGCGAUUUCUUCACCCUGGCUUAAGCGUUAAACCAGGUUUAACGCCUGGCUUACCGGUUAAGCCGAGGUGAAGAAAUCGACUGUAAAUCAAUGAUUCUGUUUUUAUUUUUAUUGCUCUUUCCGCUAAAUCCGGAAUAUAUUUUGCCGUUAACGUGAUUUAAACUUGAAUUCAACCGUAACCCCGAUUAAUUUUGAAUUUGUUGCUAUUUUUGUUUUUUUUUUGUUUUAUUUUAAACUUGUUUUUUUUUUGUUUUGUUUUAAACUUGUUGUCCUUACAAACAAUGAAAAAAAAUUUGUAACAUCAAAUUUAAAUGACAA
This is a messenger RNA of Aedes albopictus (Asian tiger mosquito), 2870 nucleotides long. RefSeq lists its product as uncharacterized. The transcript has 2 exons. NCBI's taxonomy places the organism in Eukaryota, Metazoa, Arthropoda, Insecta, Diptera, Culicidae. Bases 763 to 2550 code for a protein of 595 amino acids. The record is from RefSeq and is a predicted model, not a curated record. Gene Ontology annotation, molecular function: zinc ion binding.